AUUACACAUUCCCAAUCUCUGCAUCGACUUCCCUCACCAAAGGGGAGCAAAAUUGCUCUCAUCGAGCACGGCCGAUACAGUUGAGGCUGCGCAUUACACUCGCUGCGCUCUUCUACACAAUGGCUCCGCCCACACAGCCACGUCGCCAAGGUGCCGCGUCUCGCAGCAUCUCUUCAUCCGCCUCCUCCCUCUUCAGCUAUGCCUCCUCCUUCGCAUCCCGCAUCCCCCGCCCAGCAUGGUAUCUCGUCACAUUCCUCUCCUCUUCUUACUUUCUCACAACUUUCCUCAUCUCUCGCCUCGCAGCCCUGCAUGAGCGCAUGUCAAAAGACGCCGAGUCUAAGGAUGGGCUUAAGAAGCGAUUCCAACAGAACCAGAACGACGUAGCGUUCACCGUCAUGGCGCUUCUGCCUACGUUGGGCAAGGGAGUCAACGAGAAAUUUGAUGUUGAUAAGAUCACAGAGGAGCUGAAGAAAGUGGGAGAGAGGGGAAAGGUGGUGCCGAAUGUGCCGCAGGCAGUCGACAUACAGCCUGCUGCGCCAGAAGCUGAGUCGACAGCACCUGCCGUGGAAGCCAUUGAAGAGGCACAAGCUAUACCUGCGCCGUCCGAGACAGCCUCAUCACCAGCGAAGCACAUCGUAGCUCCCUCAGGCGCUCCUACCUCGGCGCUCGACGCAGUGUCCGAGCCGCUACCACCGCCAAUUUCGCCCGAGGCUACCCUUACGCCGACGCAAAAGACGAUGACCAAUGGGAUGCACGACAGGACAAAUGGUGAUAGCAACGGUAGUCACGAGGCCGUAGUUGAGGAAUCUUCAGCCCCGCAGCCUCAAGGUUCUCCCGCUGCAAACGAGCUCAAUGGCAAGUCCAAAGCGGAGGCAAACGGCAUCCAUCCGGCUGCAUCGACAGCAGAUGCUCCCCCGGCCGCGACGCAGCCGGGGAAAACAGUCAGCGACGAGGAUCACAAGCGUCUGCAGCUUGAGCAUGAAGAGAGGGCUCGACAAGCCGCAGCAGAAGCGGAGCGCAAGAAGCGAGAGGAGGAAGAAGAACAGCAGAGGCGGCGAGCAGAGGAGGAGAUGGAGCGCAAGCUGCAAGAAGAAGAGAAAGAGCGCCAACGUCUCGAAGAGGCAGAGCAGCGUCGUCAGGCUGAAGAGGAGCGGCAGCGCCUCGCCGCCGAGCAGCUAGCGGCGGAUCGCAAGCUCAAGAUGGAGCUCUGGUCCGAGCUCAAGAUUACGGCCAUCUCCCGCGCCCUCACAACAGUCUACGCCGUCAAUCUACUUUCGAUGCUCACGCACGUUCAGCUCAACACUCUCGGGCGAUAUGCGUACCUCUCUAGCCUGGCGAGGCAGGACGAUGAUGCGGCCACGCCUCAGCCACCGGCGAACAUUGCCCUGGAUCCCUUCGAAGACGCAUGGGCAAAAGCCAACACUCCUGCCGCCUCUCAAUCCUCGUCACCCUCCUCUUCAUCGCGCCAACAUGUCUCUCAAGACAGCUCAGAAGCCUACCUCACCUUCUCGUGGUAUUUCCUCCACACCGGCUGCCAGCAGCUCAGCGAACGAGUCAGGUCAAAGGUGGAAGAAGUCAUGGCUUCUGUUCCGCUCAAGACGCAGUUGAACCACCAAGAGACGGUUGCCGUGCUUGCGAGGAUCAAGCGCAGGAUUGAGUACGAGUACGAGAGGAGCGAUGCGGACGAUGAGGAAGAGGGUGACGGACCCAGCUCGCCUCGCGGAGACUUCCCUGGUUUCGUGCCCAACGAAUCGAAAAUGGCGAUGGGCUCUGAGUCACUAUUGCCCAACGGCUUCUCCUCGGGCCAAUUCGAGGAUGAAAGCAUGAUGAGCGUCAGCGUCAUGAGUGGCAGCACAACUGCCACAGCCCGCAACAGGCGAGGCAAGAGGCGUAGGGUUCAUCUGCUUCAAUAUCUCCUUCCCACCACACCGCAGGGCGACCUCGAAGUCCUUCACGCUUCUGGCCUCCUGCCGCCGUCAACAGCACUCAGUCCGGGACCCAUAUCGGUCAAAGAGUACGACACCCACGUCGCGUCCCUCCUCGACGAGACACGGGACGUCCUGGAGUCAAGAGACGCAGCCAAGGUGCUUCGCAAAUGCAUCAACGCCGCCUUUGACACGAUGGCCGAAGCAUUGCGCGCUCCCUUUGGUCUCGAGCCCAGUCAGCACGACAGUGCGGCCCUCCUUGACGAGGCAGCGCCGCAGCAGCAUCGGAUUCGCGAGCUGCGUACCGCAGAGGAAGAGGCGGAGGUCCACGCGAAUGCGCUGGGAGGAAAGAGAUUGAAGCUUGCAGCCAUCUUGCCGCUGCUGGCACGGCAGAGCGGGCUGGCGUUGGAAGGGGUCCCGAAUGAGAUGCUGGACGCUGUGUGUGCGGUCAAGGAGUUGAAGGCGUUGAGCGCUGUUAUCUAUAGUGCUUGGGGUGGCGAGGAAGCGGGGCAAUAGGGGAGCUCUCGAAGGGACGGAAGACAUGAUAUAUCAGAGCCCUGCAAUGCUAACUUACUAUCAAGC
Molecule: messenger RNA, 2507 nt
Organism: Jaminaea rosea
Lineage: Eukaryota; Fungi; Basidiomycota; Exobasidiomycetes; Microstromatales
Exons: 1
Coding region: 120-2441 (773 amino acids)
Biological process (GO): protein import into peroxisome membrane
Cellular component (GO): peroxisomal membrane
Molecular function (GO): protein-macromolecule adaptor activity
Source: RefSeq, a predicted model, not a curated record